This is a messenger RNA of Caenorhabditis auriculariae, 2159 nucleotides long. NCBI's taxonomy places the organism in Eukaryota, Metazoa, Nematoda, Chromadorea, Rhabditida, Rhabditidae. The record is from the annotation of a GenBank genome assembly.
AUGCCGGCCUGCUCGUUCUUCACAUUGGUCACUCGCACCUGUCAGAGUCACUGCGUCCAAAACUGGUGAACUUAUUUGCAGUUUUUACCGGCAUGUUUUCAGAUGCUUAUGGAAAGAAUUUUUGAAUAACUAUUUUAUAUUCACGCGAAUGUGUUCGCAACAAGUGUUUGUUCAUUAACUAAAAUUCUCAUAACACAAAUCCUUGAUUUUUACUGCAAAAAUUGGUGCUAUCUAAACCAAAGACAGAACGAAGUUUCUUGAAUUCCCUAGUUUGACUUCUGAUUCAAACUUUUUUUUUUGAAAAGAUUGUUUUUUUUUUAUUGGAAAAAUGUUAUUAUUUGUGAAUAAGAACUGAUUAUUCACAGAAAAUAAUGUGUAAAAAUGUUUUGUCUAGUUUUUCAAAUCCUUAACGAGUUAACCACUUUUUUCAACUGAUCUUUGGCUAUACUGGAAAACUCAUUAUUUUGAAACAAUCUAGUUGGAACUUUGAAAGAUACCGGCUGCCUAAACACUCUGGGGCUGGCUUUCAUGCUAUCUCAAAAUAUUAAAUUUUUUUCAGAAGCUUAUUCAACAUUUGGAGAGUUUUAGAUCCUGCAGUGCUCGCGAUGCCGGUGUGCAGUAUGGUCAGCGACUGGUCGAGGUGCCAGAAAUCGGACCAUUGUCCUCUGGGUCUCAUGUGCUGGGCUCGCGGAUCUCCGUGUUGCACACCGCAGAUUUCAGAUGUCACCAAAUUUGGUUUGUUUGCUCUUUCGAAAAGCGAUAUUAUCCCGUUAAGGCGCGGCUGAACAGUGUCCGACCACUAAACAAAUGGGAAUCCAGUGCUACGCAAAGGUAACAAAAAAUCGAAAAAGAACAAAACACAGACUUCCUCAAUUUCCUUCUAAUGUCAUUCAUUAGUAUUGAAAAAACCUGUCGUAUCCAAAAAAUAGUCGGUGUAAGUCGCAUACUUCGAAAAUUAGUUUUAUGAAUCAUUGCUAUGAGGCACACGAAAGAUGAGAUUUAUAUCCUUGAAAAUUGGCGAAAAAGAUUGUGAGCCCACCAAGCCCAAAUGAUAAUUGAAAUUUUGCUGAAAGUAUUGAUUUUCAAAAUCUCAAAACAACCAAGUUUUGAAUAGUGAUCUUUUUUUAAUACUCAAAUUUGUAAGACUUUUGUUUUGACGGUUUGUUUGCCGUUUGCGCAUACAUGGGUCUUGUUUGCCUUGUUCGAGAAGCCUUUGAUUGUAUGUUGAUAGGCCAGGCAAAAAAGCGCACAAUAAACAAAAGCUUCCAAUAGAAAAACACGGUGAAAACAAGAUCAAAGUUGUGUGGUCUCUUUGAAAAAAGCAUUUUACCGCGAAAAAACGAGAACACUUACAGAACCCGGUCAACUGGUGCAACUCGGACAACGACUGUCACAAAUCGAGUGUUUACCAAAAGUUGUCGCAGUGGACUUCAUCAAAAAAACUGAUAAUUCAGAUGUUGUCCCUCGGGUUGCGGUUACAAUAUGUGCAUCCGGACGAGUCUCAAUGUUAACGUCAAAGUUCGAAGUACGUUUUUGAGCAAAAAAAAUUAAUAGGUUUAUUGGAAAGUAGUCCGCGACCAGAUAAUCUCAUUUAUUUAGUUCAAGAACCACUGGCUCUUUUAUUUUCGCCGCAGGAGUCGUGAAAAACGAGAAGGACGAAAAGACAAGAAAUGAUGAAAAGUCAGAAUAAUAAAAAAAAGUGUGCCGUUAAAUAGGGUGUAUGCCUCACUUUUUCGUCAACUUUAUGUUCUUCGAUUUCUUUCGCCAGAAAAAUUACGAAAAUUUAAACGUAAAAAAACAUAUUUGUUCAAGACGAUUUUUCAUUAUAAUUUUCCUGAAAGUUUCUCACUUUUUCGUUAGAAAUUGGAGGACUCCAAAAACUUUCUUUGCCUGUCCUCAAAGCUCAAAAUUUUCAGUGUCCUCUUUGAGCCUGGUGCCAGACCAGUGCCCCUCCAUGGACUCGAUCAACAUUUUCUGCGUUUCCCAAGGCGUCAGCUGGUGCUCCGCACACCAGGACUGUCUUUCCAAUGCCGCUCAAACUCGAUAUUGCUGCCCUACCAGGUCAAAUUCAGACCAGUAAUUCAAAAAAAAAGAAUUCUUUCAGGUGUGGGUACAAUGUCUGUCUUCUCAAAGUCUACGACCGGUGGCUCAUCGCUUAA